This is a messenger RNA of Echinostoma caproni, 1218 nucleotides long. The record is from the annotation of a GenBank genome assembly. NCBI's taxonomy places the organism in Eukaryota, Metazoa, Platyhelminthes, Trematoda, Plagiorchiida, Echinostomatidae.
AUGGAUUCCCAGGUUCUCAUGGAGGAAUUCAGCGAGUCUUUUGAACGAAACACUGUGCACCGAUUGGAUGGUACAGAGGCGCGUUCGUUUGUAGACACAAUUCCUGAAGCUCAUUCUCGAAUUGGUGAUGGUGAUCCUAUUUCGGAGUGUUCAUAUCCAUAUCCUUUGCAGUCAGAACUGAUUGAUCGACUGGAGUUCCCGGCGGCAUCACAAUACGAUGUCUAUGUAUGUGAACAAAAAUUACAGAGUUUACCUCCGGCCGAAAGUUUCUCUGCCAGUUGUUACGAGCCGUUCGUACUCACAGCAGUUAAUCCUUUGUUAUCUUCACACGUUAAUCCUGAAAGUAUCUCUACAGAAACCGACUAUUUAAAUAUGACGGUACCCCAAGUAUCUUCCACCACGUCCGGUCACAUUGCCUAUCCCGUCGAAGUUUGUGAUCGCAUUCAUUUUGUAUCUAGUGGGAUUUCGGAGCCUUGUGAUGAAGUGGUCGCCCACUCAGCUCGUGGAUAUCAGCCUAAUCCACUUACUUAUACGGAACCAUCACAACAACUGGAAUACUAUCCUAUUCAAUCAUAUGGACAAAGUGAAAUGCAAUCCGUCACGGAUCAGUACCAUGCUUCCGCAUACGGGACCUUGGGGUCGGAUUAUGCCGUUGAUCAGUCAGAAAAUCAAACUGGUUAUUGUGAUACGUCAUGCACUCAAGAUUUUCCUGAAAAUCACCCGGUUGAUUUUGUGUAUCAGGUUACUUGUACCUCAGAAAACACCCAUCCAGUUAAUUUCGAGUCAAUCUCUCACACCUAUCAAACUACAUACACGGAAUUUCAAAAUACGAUCCCCGUCGUAACUGAACAAUAUAAUGAGACCAAUUGCUUUCGUGAAGCAGCGGUGGAACAUGACAGGAGAAAUUUAUCCACAUGUGGACCUUACACCAUGGUUUCUCAGUUCUCUGACCAAACAAUUGUGCCGAUUGAAUCUGUGGUUCUGUUUGAAUCCAAUAUCCCGGCAUCCUCAAAUGAAGUCCUGCCGCCACUUAUUGAACACCCGGUAUCCGAAGCCUGGAACGGUGCAACAAAAUCAACUGCAUAUGACCUGCAUUGUGUGAACGUACAGCCUGAAAAUCAAGGGAUUUUGACUACUAGAGUAAGUGAUAUGUUAGCUGUGGUACAUGCUUCCUCAUAUUUAUAUUGUCUACUCUCCUCAUUUGGGAUGGCAUUCUAG